Drosophila nasuta is the source of this 1628-nucleotide messenger RNA. Its product is annotated as putative mediator of RNA polymerase II transcription subunit 26. The record is from RefSeq and is a predicted model, not a curated record. The coding region runs from base 1 to 1422 and encodes 473 amino acids. The transcript is spliced from 3 exons. NCBI's taxonomy places the organism in Eukaryota, Metazoa, Arthropoda, Insecta, Diptera, Drosophilidae.
AUGGACGCCAGCAAAUUGCUGACAGAAGGCAACGCGCGCAGGCGCCGCAACAGCGCAACAGCACCACGAACGCCAGGUGGCGCUAGCAGCAUCAGGCAAAGGUGCGUAACAGUGACGAGUCGGCAAAGUCGCAACAACAAUGUCGCCCCAGGACACACUUGCUCACGCCCACAUCUGGACACGCCCAGGCCAAUGGGCAAACCUUUGGCGGCGGCGCACGAACAGCUCGAGCUGCUGCUCACGCGCAUUGAACGCGGCAGCGACGACACCAGUCAGCUGGGACAGCGACGUCGUGGGAACAAGCCGCCAGCGCGUGCCGUGCGCCGCCAGAUGGCGCUUCCGCCACCGGUGCCAAAUGCAACGCCGCUGAGCAGCGCCCGUUACAAGCAGAAGGAGCUGCAGCCAUCAGAGUGCAGUCAACAACAACAGCAAGAGCAACAACAACAACAACAACAAGUGGUGCCGCUCGCCCAUAAUCCGCAGCUGCUGUUGCCGGCACAGCGGCGUGCGCUGCUCGAGCUGCUGUCGCAUACGGAGCAGCCGCAUGACCAGCACAUCGUCCAUAUGCUGACGACUGGCCAUGGCCAUGGCGACGUCGACGUCGAUGUCGACGCUAAUGGUGAUGUUGCCGGGGAUCCAUCGCGCAAUGCCAUGCGCCUCACGCUGCAGAUGCUUCCGCUGGCGCUGAAGCCCGGAAACUCACCGUAUUGCAAACGCUUCUGGGCAGGUCAUCGGUAUCUCAAGGAACGCCAGAAGCUGCAUCAACAACUCGAGCCGAACGAUAUGCGCUACAAAGAGGUGAAAAUCUUGCGAUCCUCCAAAGGCAAAUUCUUUCUCUCGCAGACGCUUGAGGAAGAGUUGAAAGACGAGAAGCAGGUGCUGGAUUUUAUUGACUCGCAAUUGUAUCAAAGUCAACAAAAAGCGUUGACUCCCGAGCAGCGGGAGAGGCAACAGCAGGCGCUGGACGAACGUGCCGAGCUCGAUCGGCAAAAGCAACAGGUGAGCGAGUGGCGUCGACGUCAUCAGCAACACGAGCUGAAGAGGGCUAAGAUCGAGGCCAAUAAGUUGUUGGCCAAGCAAAUGCGUGAGAAACCAGUUCAACGGCAACUGCAAGUUAUUCCGGAGGAGGUCCACAUGGAUGGAGAGGAGACGCCACGUCCCUCAGCUGGACAAUUGGCUAUGCCGGAGGAGCUUAAGCAACUGUAUCUGCAACGCCAACAGUUCCAGCAGCAGUGUCAACAGAGCAAUCUCUACAACAAUCCCAAUUGCGCAGCGCCCUGGAAACUCUUUGCCAACAUUGCCAGCAAUCUGAGCGCUCAGCUGACGUCGCAAGCCGAUGAUGAACUGCAUCGCAGCAUUGCAAAUUACCUCAAGGAUUUUGUGGCAACCGAAGCGCGUUUUGGCAAUCAAAGCGAAGGCUAAGCUUGGAGUCUCAAUCCAUUCCCGUGAUUUGAAUCUUUCUCAAUUCUUUUUUGGACUGUCCCUUAAACGUUUGUCUUCCUCUGUCCGCAAAGGGCACAUCAAAUUAUUAUGCAGCGUACGAACAAAUUCAAUGUACAUUCGUUUCGAUAUGACCUUAGCACAAAUUUUAAAACGGAAUUUAAUAAAAAGCCAAAUGUUUGAAAUAA